CGCGCAAGGCUCCUGCCGCGAGCUGCCAACCCGAGGUGGACCCUAAGGGCUCAUCGCAGGACCGCGCGGACCCCUGCCCUCCGGGACACGCGGCUGCGGAGCCUCGGGGCCGCGUCUGCGGUCAGGAUGCCCUGGGCACCUCCCUGCUGGUGAGGAUGCCCUACUGCGCGGCUCCGCAUCCCCAGCCCCGGUCCCUGGUGGGCACGACUGCCUGGGCCUGGCUUCCGCCCCUCCUGCCGGUGGAUGAAGAGCGCCGGAGUCCCUGAGUGCGAUCGGCGAUCGAAUCUGAAUUCUAAGAGCCAUGGAAGGAGGCACUGGGCUGCAGCCCCAGGCGGGAGAGCAGCUGGAAGCCAGCGCCAGAGUAGGAGCGGUCCAAGAGAAGUGCGAACCCGAGACCUUUAGGUCCAAGAGUUUACCCGCCCUGAACAGCGCCUCCUGCAGGCCAGACCUGAAUCCCGCCGGAGAAGACUCCAAGCCCGCCUCCGGCCAUCAGGAGUUGAAGCCAGGCCCUGGCCCGCGGGCCCCCAGCCCCUCCGCCCCGUCUACUUCGGCAGAGACGGCAGGGCUGGUGGAAAGUCACCACAGGGUGGAAAUCGGCAAACCCAUUUCGGUGUCCUCCACUUUGGCCAUGCUCCAGGGCAGAAGGUGUCUCUAUGUGGUCCUCACCGAUUCCCGUUGUUUCCUGGUUUGCAUGUGCUUUCUGACCUUCAUCCAGGCGUUAAUGGUCUCCGGGUACCUGAGCAGUGUCAUCACCACCAUCGAAAGGCGCUACAGCCUGAAGAGUUCCGAGUCGGGGCUGCUGGUCAGCUGCUUUGACAUCGGGAGCUUGGUGGUGGUAGUGUUCGUCAGCUACUUUGGCGGCCGGGGGCGGCGGCCCCUGUGGCUGGCCGUGGGGGGACUCCUCAUCGCCCUGGGGGCCGCCCUCUUCGCUUUACCUCACUUCAUCUCGCCCCCCUACCAGAUCCAAGAGCUGAACGCCUCGGCGUCCAACUACGGCCUGUGUCAGAAUGGCAACUCCUCGGCCACGGCGGAGCCUCCCACCUGCCUCAAGGACUCGGGGGGGAACAGUCACUGGGUCUACGUGGCUUUAUUCGUUUGCGCGCAGAUUCUCAUUGGAAUGGGCUCCACACCUAUAUAUACCCUGGGACCAACCUACUUAGACGACAAUGUCAAGAAAGAAAACGCAUCCUUGUACCUAGCCAUCAUGUAUGUCAUGGGAGCACUUGGUCCUGCAGUGGGAUAUUUGUUAGGUGGACUUCUUAUUGGUUUUUACGUUGAUCCCAGAAGUCCCGUUCACCUUAAUCAGGAUGACCCUCGUUUCAUUGGAAACUGGUGGAGUGGAUUCCUCCUUUGUGCCAUUGCAAUGUUUCUUGUGAUAUUCCCAAUGUUUACUUUUCCAAAAAAGCUUCCUCCUCGACACAAGAAAAAGAGAAAGAAAAAAUACUCUCCUGAUGUUGCUGGUGACGAUGACGUUAUGAAGGAGAAACCAAACAAUUGUGAAGAAGUGGACAAAAAAGUUUCUUCUAUAGGAUUUGGAAAGGAUGUCAGAGGCGUCAUCAUUGUCCCCAGUGCCGGUGUUGGGAUUGUCCUUGGAGGCUACAUCAUAAAAAAAUUGAAACUUGGUGCAAGAGAAUCUGCAAAACUAGCGAUGAUCUGCAGUGGUGUGUCUUUACUGUGCUUUUCAACCCUGUUUAUUGUUGGAUGUGAAAGUAUCAAUCUAGGUGGCAUAAACAUCCCGUAUACAACAGGACCUUCUCUGACCAUGCCUCACAGGAAUCUGACAGGAAGCUGCAAUGUGAAUUGUGGUUGUAAAAUACACGAGUAUGAGCCAGUCUGUGGAUCGGAUGGAAUUACAUACUUUAACCCUUGUCUGGCUGGCUGUGUUAAUAGUGGUAACAUGAGCACUGGGAUAAGGAAUUACACAGAGUGUACCUGCGUCCAAAGCCGCCAAGUGAUCACGCCCCCCACAGUGGGGCAGCGCAGCCAGCUCCGUGUGGUCAUCGUCAAGACGUAUCUCAAUGAGAACGGCUAUGCUGUGUCUGGGAAGUGUAAACGGAGCUGUAACACCCUCAUCCCGUUCUUAGUUUUCCUGUUCAUAGUGACCUUCAUCACAGCAUGUGCCCAGCCGUCAGCCAUCAUAGUCACUCUCAGGUCUGUAGAAGAUGAAGAGAGACCUUUUGCCCUGGGAAUGCAGUUUGUUUUGUUGCGAACACUUGCGUACAUUCCUACUCCGAUCUACUUCGGAGCCGUCAUUGACACCAGCUGCAUGCUCUGGCAGCAGGAGUGUGGCGUGCAGGGCUCUUGCUGGGAGUACAAUGUCACAUCGUUUCGUUUUGUCUAUUUUGGUUUGGCAGCCGGCCUCAAAUUUGUUGGCUUCAUUUUUAUUUUUUUGGCCUGGUACUCCAUUAAAUACAAGGAGGAAGAACUGCAGAGGCAGAGGUGGAGAGAAUUCCCUCUGAGCACCGUGAGUGAGACGGUGGGCCACACCGACAGUGCCGAUAAGUCUGUCCGGACUAGAUCUUGCCCGGCUUUCAGCACCCAGGGAGAACUCCACGAAGAGACUGGUCCGCAAAAAGGGAUCCAGUACACAGCACAGACCUAUCCGGGGCCCUUCCUAGAAGCAAUAAGUUCCUCCCCAGACCCGGGGCUGGAAGGAAGCCCUGAUGCCAUGUAGCCUCCCUUCUGAAGCUUGAAAACGGAAGACUUUUGUGGGUUGAGUUGAAUAUGGCGACUUGAGAAACACCCGUGCCUUCUUUUCUUUCUUUCUUUUUUUAACCUCUAAAGACGCAAUCCUGAAACCAACAAAACUCAGUAUACACAGCCACUGUUGAUUGAGGGCUGGAUACCUCAACAAGACUGAGCCUUUCCCCCCUUCUCUCCAAGAAGGAGGAGUUUAGAUAGAUUUGUUACCGUUUCUGAGAUGUUAAUUUUGAUGCUUAUGCUCCAAUAUGGUAUAAGGCUGGGUGCGUGAUUAACAAAGUCAUGGGAAAUGCGAUGGCGGUGCAUGUCAUCAGCGUGCACUCUGAACAAGGGUGAGCUUGACCAUGAUUUUGCAUUUACAAAGCAGAGUUUUUAGAUGUGAACACAUACUGUGAGUCCUGCUACAAAGCACAAAUGAAUUUGCCUCAACUAUGCAAUUUGAUUGGGAAACUGUAAGUGCAGCAUGUUACUUUUGGUGUCAGAGACUAACGCAGAUACGGUUCUGAAAUUAGGAAGCUAAACUUUCCUUAAAGUACUGUUAAUAGCAUUUUAAGCCAUAGCAGAGCUAAAAAUCAGGUAGAACUUUUCAAAUGCUUCAAAGGAACCAUAAGCGUAGCGUGAAAAAGGGAACAGCUACUUCGUUUCAUAAGACACAUUCUCUUUUAGUCUAUCUGCCCCACCGUAAAGGAGUUAAAGAAGCUGCUGAAUCAUGAACCUGAGAGCUUGAAUAUCAACUUCAGGGUUCUUUCAUAAGGGGCUUUAACACUCGUGUGCUAAACAAUAUGGCUAGAAACUAUCAUUUGAGAUGCAUAAUAAGGAAAGAAACUGAUGGCUUUCUCAUCCAAAGAAAA
Balaenoptera musculus (blue whale) is the source of this 3551-nucleotide messenger RNA. RefSeq names its product solute carrier organic anion transporter family member 5A1 (gene SLCO5A1). Gene Ontology annotation, cellular component: membrane. Gene Ontology annotation, molecular function: protein binding. NCBI's taxonomy places the organism in Eukaryota, Metazoa, Chordata, Mammalia, Artiodactyla, Balaenopteridae. Gene Ontology annotation, biological process: sodium-independent organic anion transport; transmembrane transport. The transcript is spliced from 8 exons. Bases 302 to 2674 code for a protein of 790 amino acids. The record is from RefSeq and is a predicted model, not a curated record.